Molecule: messenger RNA, 5117 nt
Organism: Mercenaria mercenaria
Lineage: Eukaryota; Metazoa; Mollusca; Bivalvia; Venerida; Veneridae
Product: metabotropic glutamate receptor 1-like
Exons: 8
Coding region: 578-4561 (1327 amino acids)
Biological process (GO): G protein-coupled glutamate receptor signaling pathway; regulation of synaptic transmission, glutamatergic
Cellular component (GO): postsynaptic density membrane
Molecular function (GO): G protein-coupled receptor activity involved in regulation of postsynaptic membrane potential; adenylate cyclase inhibiting G protein-coupled glutamate receptor activity
Source: RefSeq, a predicted model, not a curated record
UGCAUUUGAUCCUGGAAACGCAGACGACUUUUCGUAAAAUGAUGCGACAUGAGAGCGUCGCCCACGGAUUUGACAAGAACGGGACAAUUAAGUGACGCGUUUUGUGCAUCGUACGGAAAUAUGUAAUUUAGAUUCCGGAACUACAAAUGUUUGUCAGUGAAAUUUACAUCUAAUGUAAGAUAAAUAGAUAAUAGGCAGUGAACAUGUGAAAUAUAUUUAACCUUUAUGGUAAAAAAAAACAAACAACACACAACUUGAAUACACUCCUCUGUUUAAGGAUUAUAUUACGUAAAGAUAGCAAAGAUAUGUUUAAACGACCAAAAUGUGAUAGCUUUAUCUUUUUACAUUUUUUUUUUCCUUCAUUAAUCUCAUUACAUGUAUUUGUAAAAUAAUUUCUACAGUGUGUGUACAAGUUUAAAUGUGUUUUGGAAUUUACACAAUUAUCAAGAGGUAUCUACAUAGUUUAAUUUUAAACUACUUUCUUAGAUAUCUAAUGUUUAUAACAUGUUAAGUUAAUGAUAAAUUACAGUAGUUAUAUAUUUCCGUAUUAUGGGCAAUUAUAUUCAGAGGGGGAUUAAUGUUUGAAAUGGGCGAUAGGAAGUUUAUUAUUUGGAGAUUUUGCAUUGUUUUAACUGUGAUCGGAUUUAGGAAUGCGUCGGAGCAGCGGUCGGCCCGCCGGGACGGAAAUAUCAUUCUUGGUGCAUUAUUUCCAGUUCACCGGCCUCCGCACGAUACGAGUCGGUACACGAGAAGUUGUGGUGAAAUAUGGGAGCAGUAUGGGAUACAUCGGACAGAAAUGUUCUUCCUUACACUAGAAGAAAUUAACAGUAACCCUAAAAUACUUCCGAAUAUAACUUUAGGCUGGGACAUUCGGGAUUCGUGUUGGUACUCGCCCAUAGCCCUCGAGCAAAGUAUUGAUUUCAUCAAAACAUCGAUAGCUAGCAUGGACGAAAACAAAAUGAACGAUAGUCUGCCGUCUUGCGGACGGGGUCGAAGCGGGAAGCCAAUUGCUGGUCUUAUUGGCCCUGGCUCGAGCCAGAAUACGAUCCAAGUCCAAAACAUGCUUCAGAUGUUUCACAUACCACAGAUUGGGUAUUCUGCCACCAGUAUGGAUCUAAGUAAUAAGAACUUGUAUAAGUACUUUCUACGCGUGGUACCCUCGGACACCUAUCAGGCGCAAGCCCUCAUUGACGUCGUCCUUCGCUACAACUGGACGUACAUAUCCACUGUGCACUCGGAAGGUAACUAUGGUGAGAAGGGUUUAGAAGAGUUUCGAAACUUGGCAAAGACUAAAAACGUUUGCAUAGCCAACGCUGAGGCUGCCCCAAGUGUGGACAAUGAUCUGGCCUUCAAUAAAAUCAUAGAGACGCUGUUGAAGACGGCACGUGCGCGUGUAAUCGUCUGCUUCUGUGAAGGAAUGACGGCAAGACGGCUCAUGAUGGCAAUGAAACGUAUACCAAAAGCACGCGAACACUUCCAGAUCCUUGCCAGUGACGGUUGGGCGGACAGACCUGAUGUUGUGUCUGGCAUUGAAGAUAUCGCAGUUGGCGCCAUAACGGUGAAACUUAUGUCAAGUCCUAUACCAUCAUUCGAUACAUACUUUCGGUCUCUAAAGCCGGAAAACAACAGUCGCAAUCCCUGGUUCCGGGAGUACUGGCAGUGGAAGUUUAAAUGUUACCUGCCCUGGUUACCGGCCGAGGAGCAGGACAAGAAACAGGAUCGCCCAUGCACUGGAAAAGAAAUCAUAAAAGACGUUGUUCAGGAUGCUAAACUGGGAUUUGUCGUCAAAGCCAUAUACGCCCUUGCACAUGCACUCCACAAUAUGCAGCAGGAUCUCUGUGAGGAUUCUGGGAUAUGCGACAAUAUGGCCGUGUUGGAUGGCGGGCUAUUCCUAGAGUACCUUUUGAAUGUUUCUUUCUCGUACGAAGGAGAGUCGGUUUUCUUCGAUGAAUUUGGUGACCCUCCACCUAGGUAUUAUAUCGUCAAUUACCAAAAGCACAUGACCUGGAAUGUAAAUGAGAGUUAUAAAUACGAAAUGAUUGGUUCCUGGAAUAGUGGGGUUCUCACAAUGGACGAUAACAGAGUCUACUGGCCUCAACACAACCAUGGGCAUGCCACAAAGUCCAUUUGCAGUGACGAGUGUCCCAAAGGGCAUAUCAAGAAAGUGCAUGACAUCGCUUGUUGCUGGGUAUGCACACCUUGCCAGGAUAACGAGAUUAUAAUUGACAGUGAAACAUGCCUUCCUUGCAGUCUCGGCUGGUGGCCAAAUCCAAAUCUUACAGAAUGUGUAACGAUACCUAUUGAGUAUAUCACCUGGUGGAACACCGAAGCGAUGGUGGCACUUAUUACAGCUUGUUUCGGGAUGUUUGUAACCCUUUGGGUUGGACUAGUUUUCAUACGCCACAAUAACACCCCUGUGGUCAAGGCCUCUACUCGAGAGCUCAUGUAUAUCAUUCUCAUUGGCGUUAUGAUGGCAUUUUGUAGCAACUUUGUUCUUGUCGCGAGACCAACUCUCGUAACGUGUUACUUCACGAGAAUUCUCCCAGGAAUGUCUUUCUCUCUUAUUUAUGGUUCUCUAGUGACAAAAACAAACAGAAUUGCUAGAAUACUGGAAGGUACGAAGAAAAUCAUAACUAAGAAACCACGAUUUAUGAGUGCGUCUGCGCAGGUCAUUAUCACCUGCAUAAUUAUCGGAGUAGAAUGCGCGAUUAUUACAAUAAUGCUGGUAAUUGAGCCAGCCGACUCGAAAUUUGAUUAUCCCGAACCGAAGCGAGUGAAGCUUAUUUGCAACACAACUACUAUGGGGAUUAUAGUUCCGCUUGGUUUUGACUUAGUGUUAAUUGCUAUGUGCACGCUUUAUGCUAUCAAAACCAGAAACUUGCCGGAAAACUUUAACGAAGCGAAAUUCAUUGGUUUUUCAAUGUACACCACGUGUGUGAUUUGGCUCGGCUUUAUGGCUAUUUACUUUGGCAGUGAACGUAAAGUAAUCACAAUGUCAGUGUCAGUUUCCCUUAGCGCAUAUGUCGCGCUCGUGCUUCUCUUCUUUCCAAAGGUUUACAUUAUAAUAUGGGCACCAGAGAAGAAUACUCGCAGCGCCUUUACCACUUCAAAAGACGUGCGUUGCCAUAUUGGAUCUAUUUCAUGUGCCUCUGGGGAAAGCAUAGACUUAAUAAGGGAUGUGAAACAGAUCGAUGGCUUGAAGGUUCCAGCUGGAAGAAGACGGGCAAGCUUCUUUCAAAGAUUGCGAUACGGAGGUACCGGACACCAUAAACGUCAUCAAAACGCGUCAACGUCUAGAUUAAAAAGAGAUGCUACGGGGAAAAUAAGACGCGAAAACUCAUUCCACGUUUCAGCGACAGCCGGAAAUUCCUCCUCGAAAGGAGGUUCGUUUUCAUGGGCUAAAAUGUCGGCGGCUGGGACUUCAGAAGAAGACAGAUUGAGUACCAUAAGCAGUAAAGACGGUUCCGAAGAGGUUAAAAGAAAACAUUCUCUGUAUCGACGCGAUUUUGGAUGUCAAACGGAACCGGAACUUAUGGAGAGUAUUCUUAACAUGCCGUAUUUACGAAGACGUUGUAGCCAGCGCAUACAGCGCACAAGAGCUAUUGACGAAGAUUACGCUUCCGUAAAAUUCAGUCCGAAUAACAGCAUGAAAGUUCGCUACCACAGAACACCCACUGACCCAGUCAAACCCGGAAAAGGCCCCGCUAUCCAGCAGUCUAAAACAACAAAUCGUGGUGAUUGCCGGACAUUUUUGUUUCCGGGUUAUUCUGACAGCCCUUUGUCAACAUCGGACGACAUCGAAAACGAAGAAGAUUUCGAAUAUUAUGAUAGUAUAUCAGAUUUACUUAAAGCUCAUAAAAUUACCCCAGUUUAUAUCGAUAAGAAAACACCAGUUUGUGUCAAUGAUAAAUCAAUGUCAACAUAUUUAAAUCCACUAGGUAAUCGUGAUAUAAAUGACUCUUCAAUUGAGGAAGACUCUGAAAAGCCAUUACUAAAUGGAGAUAAGAAAUCUCCAGAAUCUGAGGACCAAGACGGCGGAGUUCAUUUGGUUGUGGAGAAUAAUAUAGACGGAACAAACACAUCAGUUUUAAAAGAGUCCCCAUCAUCUAAUUCGCCUUUUCAUGUUGUCACAAUUGAACAUAAUCAAACUAAUCACACAGGUAAUGUUCCAGAAACUAUAGACAUUCCAACUCAAAAAUGUAACCAAAGAAAUUCAAUUUGUAAUGAAUCACCAAAAGAUAUUCCCAUGAACAGUAUUAACGCUAAGCGCCGCUCGUCUUCGCCCAUAUUUUCACGAAUUUCUUGCCAUUCUUUGAAUAUAUCGGACAGUAACGAUCAAAACCGAAGAAGACCGAGUGCCUUGAGUCAAGGGAGCAACAUUUCGGCGCGUGAUAAUGCUGUUCAGUCGUUUCCCGGCUGCAAAAGUGCUGACGAUAUGGCAACGACUGAUUUUGCGAAACCAGUAGAAACCAAAGACAAGAGCAUGGUCGAAUUUCAAACAUUCCUACGAGAGCGAGGUGUUGAACUUGAUAUGAACUACGUCGAAAGUAGUGAAGUUUGAUGAAAGUAGCCGUAACUGAAAUUAUUUUCAAUGAAGUGACACACAAGCAAACCAAGUAGUGUUCUGUAAGAAUGGUUAAAACAUUCAAAUCUAGAUGGUUCCGGGAACAGUUCCAGAUUGUGAAUUUAUCACAAUUAUAACAGGUUGUGUCUGAAGGACAGGUUGCGAGGUGGGAGGAGCUCGACGAGACAAUUAAAAACAAAGGUCGCAUGUGUUUUUGUAUUAUUAUGUUGUCAAAUAGUUUUAGAGGAAAGGUCCGGAAGUUCGAAAGUAACAACAUUUGUAGCAAAACUAUUACUUUUGUACAUACAGUUCAUUUAAGAGUGAACAUUUGUAAAAAAUUAAAUAAUUAAGCAUUAAUUGAUAUAACACGUAUUGUAGAACAAGGCACAUUCCCCUAAUAUCCUAGUUCAGUGAUGUUGUCAGGUGGCAUAGAUCAACUAUGUUGUAAAGUGAUUUCUUAGUUUAUUCGUAAACGUUCAUUUUCAGACAUCAGUCAACCCUACGGACUAUAAAAUGACAUUUUCAUUUAGAUCAUUAAAACUUUGUUUCAUAA